AAACAUCAGUUGGUUAAAAACAGUGCCAGACGUUUGAAGACUGUUGUGUGAGCAUUAGUGCAUAGUUGGCGUUAACGAAAAUUGUAUUGUGUUCGAUUGAAAGUGUAAAUAAAUAAAAGAUUUUAUAAGUGCAGUUUUUUCAACUCUUGCAUCCAGCAUAGCGAAUUUAUAAUAAUAGCGGCGAUUGCCGCAUUGAAUGUGACACUGUCUAUGUGUGUGUUUGUGUAAAUCGCAAAUAUUUUACAGUUGCAGUCCGCCCAACCAGCUGCAAACGAAAAGAAACAUAUAUUUCAUAUGCCGCACUUAUUGUUAGGAAACCCAGAAAUUUGAAACAGUCAGUGUGCAGUAAAUAGUUGAGUAGCAACCGUAACAACCCACAGAAGCAACAACUGCAACUGCAACUGCAAGGUUUAAGGACACAAGAAAAUCCUUGACGUCGCAAGCGACCACCCACAGGUGCGGAGCAACGAAACUCAAGAAAAAGAGCAGAAAAAGGAAAAAGAAGAAAGAUGUCUACUGCCUUCUUAACGCUUGUCGCCGUUAUCGUGUGCAUUCUAUUCCGCAUCCUAAAUGUCCAUAGCCAGCCCUUGAGGCCGAGCGUGUGGUGCCUCGACGAGCAGUUUCUCGAUUGUUUGUACAAAAUUGCGCCGGUGCUGCGCGAACCCUAUGUUCCACCACGUCUAUGGGGAUUCAGCGGUCAUGUUCAGACCGUAUUGCAUAGCAUUGUCGGCCGUGUACGUUGCCCGUGGCCUCUGGGUGAGCGCGUUUAUCUCUCGCUCCAGGAUGGAUCCACCUUAACUUAUGAUCUGUAUCAGCCACUAAAGGAGCAGGAAGAUGAUAUUACAGUGGCUAUUUGUCCGGGAAUAGCGAAUAGUUCCGAAUCGGUUUAUAUUCGCACCUUUGUGCACCUGGCCCAGUGCAACGGUUAUCGCUGUGCCGUUAUGAAUCACAUUGGCGCCCUGCGCACCGUGCAGGUGACCUCUACACGCAUCUUUACCUAUGGCCACACAGACGAUUUCGCUGCCAUGGUAGAGCAUCUGCAUCAGAAGUACCAGCAUAGCCGCAUUGUUGCCGUUGGCUUCAGCCUGGGCGGCAAUCUGGUCACCAAGUACAUGGGUGAAAUGCAAAAGGAAAAACCCAAUAGUGUCAUUGGCGGCAUUUCCAUUUGCCAGGGCUACAAUGCUGUCGAGGGUACCAAGUGGCUGCUGAACUGGCAAAACUUCCGUCGUUUCUACUUGUAUAUCAUGACUGAGAAUGUGAAGAGCAUCAUUUUGCGACAUCGUCAUGUGCUGUUGUCGGAUGAGGUGAAGGCACGUCAUAAUCUCAACGAACGAGAUAUUAUAGCGGCUGCAACAUUGCCGGAACUAGAUGAGGCAUAUACACGACGCGUCUACAAUUUUGCAUCGACACAGGAAUUAUACAAGUGGAGCUCCUCUCUUUUCUAUUUUGACAACAUUGAGAAACCAAUGAUUUAUAUAAAUGCCAAAGAUGAUCCCCUGGUGCCGGUUGAUUUAUUGCAUCCAAUUAAGGAGUAUGCUACAACUCGUCAAAAGUCAGCAUACGUAGAGGUAGCACAUGGUGGUCACCUUGGAUUCUAUGAGGGUGGCUUUCUAUAUCCAAAUCCGGUUACUUGGCUGGAUCGCACGCUGGUUGCAAUGGUUGGCUCUCUGGUCAUGAUGCAUGCGGGUGGAAGCAAAGUGGCGCCAUAGACAGUCGAAUUGUGUACACUCCUGUCAAAAUUAUGAAUGCCGCAGAACUAUAAAAUGCUUUUUAUUUUUUGCCAAAAUUUCAUGUUGCUGUCGAACUAAGUCUUAUACAAAAGUAAAACACAAUGCAUAUUAAAUCAUUAUCAUAUUUGAUGUAACAAACGGACAUUUAUAUCUAAUGUAAACUUUAAAAAGUGCAUUUAAAACAGAGUAUUGCAUGUAGUGGAUUACGUUUAAUUUUCUAAUUUUUAAACGAAUUUUAUGCAACAACAUCAACAAAUGAUGUAAAAAGCGAAAUGAUUUAGUUUUAGAUUCGAACUAAUUGUCUAUAGAAUAGUUAGUAACGCACAUUCCAUGUACUUAUUCGUAAGAGAAUCCUAAUUUAAAAAGCUUUAAACGUUAUUUAUGAAACAAACAUGUAAACAAACGAAACGAAAGAAACAAGAUGCAUGGAUGAAACAGAAAUAAGUAAAGCAAAAAUAAAUUGUAUUUCCCUGGCCGAAACGUA
Messenger RNA from Drosophila mojavensis, 2214 nucleotides. RefSeq names its product abhydrolase domain-containing protein 2 (gene Hydr2). Gene Ontology annotation, biological process: acylglycerol catabolic process; steroid hormone receptor signaling pathway; medium-chain fatty acid catabolic process. The record is from RefSeq and is a predicted model, not a curated record. Gene Ontology annotation, cellular component: sperm flagellum; sperm plasma membrane. The coding region runs from base 510 to 1709 and encodes 399 amino acids. Gene Ontology annotation, molecular function: acetylesterase activity; monoacylglycerol lipase activity. The transcript has 6 exons. NCBI's taxonomy places the organism in Eukaryota, Metazoa, Arthropoda, Insecta, Diptera, Drosophilidae.